AUGAAGCUCUCACUUUCUAUCAAAAACAAGAUUGGAUUUCUUGAUGGUUCAAUUCCUAAACCCUCAAUUUCUGAUUUGUCUUUAUAUAAUGCUUGGAUUCAUAACAAUAACAUAGUCAUUUCUUGGAUACUUAACUCGAUUUCCAAAGACAUUUCAGCAAGUAUUUUAUAUGACGAGUCCACCUCUGAGAUUUGGAAAGAUCUUAGAGUCAGAUUUCAACGUAGGAAUGGCCCCCAUAUAUUCAAUCUAAGGAAGGAUCUUAUGAACUUGAAGCAGGAUAUGCAGACAGUUAGUAUAUACUAUACUAAGCUGAAGACGAUUUGGGAAGAACUCUCAAAUUACCGACCGAGAUGUACAUGUAACAAUUGUACAUGCGGAGGAGUCAAGAAAUUACAAGAGCACUAUCACAUGGAAUAUAUCAUGUCUUUUCUCAUGGGGCUCAAAGAUUCCUACUCUCAAGUUCGAGGUAACAUUCUCCUCAUGGAUCCUCUCCUUGAACUAAAUCGUGUUUUCCUUUUAGUUACACAGGAAGAAAACCAACGUGGACCCAUUGCUUCUGAUCUCAAUCCUUCCAUGGCAUUUGCCCUUCAAAAUGACAAAUCCUCAUCUCACCGAUCUGAUUCUGCUGCAUCCAACCACUGUCCUCCAAGAAAGAACCGCUCCUUUUGCACCCACUGUAAUGUCCUUGGACAUACUAUUGAGAAGUGCUACAAGUUACAUGGUUACCCACCUGGGUAUAACAAGUCAAAGACACCCAAAGAAGCUGCUGCAAACCAAUGA
This is a messenger RNA of Humulus lupulus (European hop), 780 nucleotides long. RefSeq lists its product as uncharacterized. Lineage: Eukaryota; Viridiplantae; Streptophyta; Magnoliopsida; Rosales; Cannabaceae. The transcript has a single exon. The coding region runs from base 1 to 780 and encodes 259 amino acids. The record is from RefSeq and is a predicted model, not a curated record.